CCCAAAAGCUGUCAAAUAGUUUUGAAAAAAUGUCGGCACAAGGCAAGCACGUGGAGGUUGAAGAAGAAAAACCAGAAUCAAAAAGUGAAUUAAAACCGUCGAAAAGUGGUUCAGUAUUGUUUCCCAACGAAAACAAAUAUUCACACAUUAAAAAUAAGUUAGUAAGAAGCCAACAAUAUCAGAAAACAAAAAAGGAACAAAAGAAGGCAAAGAAAUUAGCGAAAAAAGAACGAGAGAGGGAAGGUGGACCUAAAAAAGUACCGCACACACUUGAAACUUUAAGAGUAAAAGAUGAAACUACAGUUGAGGACGUUAAUACUGAAGAAAAUGAAUUGGUCAGAAACGAUUUUGACAACGACGAAUUCAGCGAGUAUUACCAACAGUCCUACGAACCUAAAGUGCUUAUCACUUAUGCUGAUAAUCCAUUGCGGAAAACCCGAAUUUUUGGCCGAGAGUUGACUAGAAUCAUUCCAAAUUCAGUCUCCUUGUACAGAAACAGGUCAGGUGUGAAAAAAAUUGUCACGAGCGCUAUAAAACGAAAUUAUACUGAUAUUCUCGUCAUUAAUGAAAAUCGCCAUGAGCCUGAUGGAUUACUUGUUAUUCAUUUACCCAACGGUCCUACAGCGCAUUUCAAACUUUCCAACGUUAAAAUUACAACAGAAUUGCGUAAAAAUCACAAAGACAUUAAUGACCAUAGACCUGAAGUCAUUUUGAAUAACUUUUCAACAAGAUUGGGGAUGACAGUUGGAAGAAUGUUGGGAGCACUGUUUCACUACGAGCCAGAAUUUGUGGGGCGCAGAGCGGUCACGUUUCAUAAUCAACGUGACUAUAUAUUUUUUAGACAUUACAGGUAUGAGUUUGAUAAAGAUGGCAAAAAGGCGAGGUUGAUGGAAUUGGGACCUAGGUUUACUUUGAAGUUGAGGUCAUUACAGAAAGGCACAUUUGAUAGCAAGUAUGGACAGUAUGAGUGGAUUAUUGAAGGACGGAGACAUGCCAUGGAAACUAGCAGGAGAAAGUUUUUCUUGUAAUUUAUUUGUAGAAGUAAUAAAAAAAUGUAUGGCAUCA
Tribolium madens (black flour beetle) is the source of this 1065-nucleotide messenger RNA. RefSeq names its product probable ribosome production factor 1. Bases 30 to 1028 code for a protein of 332 amino acids. The transcript has 4 exons. Gene Ontology annotation, biological process: maturation of LSU-rRNA; maturation of 5.8S rRNA. The record is from RefSeq and is a predicted model, not a curated record. Gene Ontology annotation, molecular function: rRNA primary transcript binding. NCBI's taxonomy places the organism in Eukaryota, Metazoa, Arthropoda, Insecta, Coleoptera, Tenebrionidae. Gene Ontology annotation, cellular component: preribosome, large subunit precursor; nucleolus.